GGGUAAAGCAAUGGCGACAGAAGAUAUUUCGAAUCAGCAACAGGGUGAUGAUAACUGGUAUUCAAAACAUAAGCUGUGGAUUAAGGCAAACAUCAAACAACGGGAAUGCCGCAUUUUCGAAAGCGAAGCUUAUGGGGAAGACUGUGUGUGUGGUAAAUCCAAAGAGGACCAUGUACAGUUCCACGAAAACCGAAGAUGGAAAAAGGAAGUCAAUACACACACAGCAGCCACAGAAGCCUUUGGAACCACUGAGAUAGGAGACGAUGAGGACGAAGAAAGGCAUGAAAUACAGUUUGUGAGAAUAGAUGAGGAUACUCCAUUCAAACAUAUCAAGCAUCUGCUCUUUGAAGUAUGGAAUAUCAACGAGCCGAAAUGGAUUUUACCACUGAUUGGAUCUCGAACAGAUGAUUCAGAAGGAAUAUCCGAGUAUAUACUCGAAGCUAAGGCAAAAGCAGACUUUGAAGAUAGGAUCACCUCAAUCGGUUGUUCAUCGUGGACAGAAGGUCUCAUGGAAGAGAAACAAGGAAACAAAACAGGCUGUUUUGAAUACAAGACUGAUAGGGAGAUCUUUAGCAUAGGAAAAACAAUGAGCCACCUGAUGCUGGUUGAUAAUGGAACAGUCGACACAUAUCUGUGUACCUUGUCGAACUCUUCUUUUUUAACGAAGGUGAUUGCCGGAUUAUCAGUCCCUGAAGAUGCAUCUCCUGCCAUUCCUGCUGUUGCGAUCCUUUUUCGUGGUGACCUGUACACACUAGAGACCAUUAGAAACUACCUGAGAGAGAACAUACCAGUCGUUAUUGUCAAGGAUUCUGGUUGUGUAGCGAAUGCCUUUUGUUAUGCAAUGGAAACGUCGAAGGGUGUUUCUCAAAGGAUGAAAGAUGACAGAAAUGAACGUUUCGGGACAGUCAUCAGUCAACGUGCAAAGGAACAGUUAAGUAAGAUGCUGUCGGAAAUGCCGGAUUCGGGUGAAGAAAAUGACGAAUACGUGCAGGUGAUCCUGCAAUGUCUUCAAAGGCGAAUCAUGUCAGCAAUUAUCAGAACAAAAACAAGCACUGAUUUGAUAUCAAUGGUGGAUGAAUAUUUACCGACACCAGUCUACAGUAGAAAAACAAAAGAGAAGGCUGAGAAACACAUUGAAAACAAGAGAGAUGACAACUAUAAAGAUUUCGAGGAUGCUGAAAACAUUGUCAAAAUGGUGUUCAGAGAAGCAAUUCUACAAGAAAAAUCUGAAUGCGUUGAAUUCCUUCUUGACUGUGGGGUUUCUGCAGUGGAAGAUCUUGACAUGUUGGAACUGUACCAAAAGACGAACAAAGGCCUGCAGAAGACCGUGUCAGCAAUAUUCCACAAGAGCAAGGAAGAAUAUGAAAACCUGAAACGAAUAAUGGAGUUCAUCUCAGAAGACAAAGAGGAUACUCCAAACAGGUGCACAUUCGUGAAAGAGUUGUGCAAGAUGGAGUGCAACGACCUGCUCAAACAACUGCUGGUGGAGGGUGAUAAGCGAGAGGAACUGGUGGGCGACGACAAGCGAGAGAAACUCGUAGUGCUGGCGGUCGGCAGCAAAGCCAAACAAUACUUUGGGGGGUACUAUACCCCUGAUAAAAUCCAGAGACUGCACGCCGAUGAGGUUGAUAAGCUCUGGCGGAUGAACAAAGCCGAAAGCAUACCCAUGACCGGCAUCAAAUCUCUGAUCACCGACAUACUCAAAGAGGAACUGAAUGACCUGGGACGCUUCCAAUUUCGGUUCACACUGAGAGUGGCAUGGGCUAAGGGGGGCGUUAGGGGUACUUCCCCCAUCACAGGUGGGGGAGAAGUCACGACUCAACCUGAGCUAGAUAAGUACCUCAACACCUCAUUACGAAUCGUACAAGACUACCUGGAACGCUUCCCACAAGGUUCAGAGCGGGUUGAGUGCAGACUCAAAACGGUCUACCUAAGUAUAGCCGAUUACGAUGCUAAAGUGGACCUACUGAUGCCAGCCCUCCACCUGUGCUCCCCGUACGACCUCCCCCAACUGUGA
Molecule: messenger RNA, 2017 nt
Organism: Haliotis rubra (blacklip abalone)
Lineage: Eukaryota; Metazoa; Mollusca; Gastropoda; Lepetellida; Haliotidae
Exons: 17
Coding region: 11-2017 (668 amino acids)
Biological process (GO): monoatomic cation transmembrane transport
Molecular function (GO): monoatomic cation channel activity
Source: RefSeq, a predicted model, not a curated record